CUUGAGAAGUGAAAAAGAUAUGCAUGGAUUGAUUCAAUCUCAUGAUUGUUGUAAUAUUGAUGGUACCAUGAUUGAGAGUAAGUCAAGUGUUUCUUAUCUUGGCAUUAGUUUCUCGUCAAAUCUUUGCUGGUCGUCUCAUAUUCUUAUAGUUUCUAAGAAAGUUUUCCGUCUGACUUAUUACAUAAAGAAGUUGAGACACUCAGGUAUAACUCAAUCUCUUAUCAUACAAUUUAUUAAUUCAUGUGUUUUGCCCAUCAUUCUUUAUUGUUCUCCAUUAUUCUUCCCUGGGCUACUCAAGAAAGAUCAUAUAAUACUACGAAGAACAUUGAGGGCUGUAAGUAGGGUCAGUGCUAUCCCUUUGACUGAACUAAAUGACACUGUUGUCAAUAGGCAUAUGAAUUCUUGUAAACACUUAGCUAAAGUUAUCUUAUCUGAUAGUGAACAUCCUCUUUAUUCACAAUUGUUUCCUUGUAUCUCUUCGGGUAAGACCAGAAGAAAUUUUAUAAACAUUUAUGCUCGUACUACAAAAUAUAAAAAUUCGACCGUUCCAUAUUUGGCACGAGUAUUGUGUGAAGAGACAAAUAUCAGAAAAGAACUUUUACAACUUUUGAAUCAAUAACUAAACUAUAAAAUGAAAUGAUGCAUAUUAAUGCAUGUGUUAUUUGUUAUAUUAUUUAUUUAUUAUUCACUAUGACCUAGAAAUGGUAUGAUUUUGUUGGGUUUUUUUAUUUUUUUUAUUUUUAUUUUUUUUUAUUAUUUUUUCCUAUUAACUAUCAAUAUUUUAACAUUUUAUAUAUUUAUAUAAUUAUAAACAGAGCUAAACCAUUGCAAUAUGUAAAAGAAACGCUGAAAAUUCCAUGCUGUAAAUUGUUAUUGUUGUGGAAUAAAGUGAUUAUUAUU
Trichobilharzia regenti is the source of this 900-nucleotide messenger RNA. The record is from the annotation of a GenBank genome assembly. NCBI's taxonomy places the organism in Eukaryota, Metazoa, Platyhelminthes, Trematoda, Strigeidida, Schistosomatidae.